ACGAAAUGGAAAACUCUGAUCAACGAGUACCUAGUGAGUUAUCAUUAAAAAGUGAAACUACAUAUAAGUACCUACUUGAUUGGAUUUUAUGUUUAUUGUGAAAAUGAUUACAUACGUAUUGAUCAUAGUGCUCACAUUGAUUUCCCCUUCUAUUGAAGAUGAUUGCCCAGAUCCCCCAACAAACUGUUCCAGAGAUAAUAUAAGAUUUUUCCUGUACACAGAUGUCAACAAACAACCAGCAGAAUUAUUUCUAAAUGACCCUAAAACUAUCAAAAAUGCCAAAUUCAACAAAGGAAAUUUCAAAUUUAUGAUUCAUGGUUUUACGCAAUGGAAAAAUGAACCAAAAUGGAUUACAUUACGCGAAGAAUAUUUCAAACAAAAAGAUAAAAAUUGGAACAUACUUUUUCUGGAUUAUUGGCCUGUGGCAAAAAUGGGAUGUUAUUGGAAAACUGCAGUUCGCAGCUUGGAAAAAAUAGGCGAAUGUGGUGCUAAUUUUCUCAAAAGUCUAUUAAAGGAAAGACGGGAAUUAAAAAUCGAACAAUUUCAUUUCAUUGGCUUCAGUUUAGGAGCUCAGAUUUGUGCCCAAAUAUCCAACAGCCUUAGACCUUCUAAAAUGGACAUCACACGUAUAACAGGUUGUGAUCCUGCCUAUCCAGGAUUCGUUUUAGGCGCCAGGCAAUCAGAUACCAUACUCAACAGUCAACAUGCGACAUUUGUGGACGUUAUUCAUACAAAUAUGGGAUUUUGUGGAGUAUUUCAUUCAUCAGCGCAUUACGAUUUUUAUGCAAAUGAUGGGUCUUGUCAACCUGGAUGCAAGUGUAGUGAACCUUCGUGCUCCCACGGCCGAGCCUUACAAAUAUAUGCCGAAUCUGUGAAUUCAAAAACCAAAUUUUAUGCUAAGAAAUGUGACUCUGAGACUAUGUGGAUUUCUAUUCGGAAAUGUACCGGUGAUCAUAAAGCAACAGUGGAAGUCGGUGAAUACUGCAAGCCUCCAGAAAAAAAGGAUGAAGGAGUGUAUAAUUUCUCGACUAAUGAUAAGUCGCCGUUUGCACAAGGAUCGUCAAAACCAUAAUCAUCACUUCAAAUGUAGGUAAGGUACCAUAAAAAAGUUACAUUAUACCCGAGGCUGUAUCAAUAAAUUGAGUUUCAACACAA
Molecule: messenger RNA, 1155 nt
Organism: Planococcus citri (citrus mealybug)
Lineage: Eukaryota; Metazoa; Arthropoda; Insecta; Hemiptera; Pseudococcidae
Product: lipase member H-like
Exons: 7
Coding region: 89-1072 (327 amino acids)
Biological process (GO): lipid catabolic process
Molecular function (GO): lipase activity
Source: RefSeq, a predicted model, not a curated record